AUAUACUUUUGGCUCUCGGUCGAGCGUCAGUAUAGAGCCGCAUGCCAUACGCGCAGCGCACGGGUCGUCUCCACAUAUAUACACCUUGUAAAGUUUCUCACGCUUGCAUCAUACCUGCAACGCGCCAGCGCGUGUGUCACUCGACGAAUAAAAAAUCAAGUGUCGAUUAUUAACCGAUUUUUAUAUAUCGUUGCCCUUUUCAUAUAUAUAUAGCGACGAAAGGCAAAUCGCAGCAGCAUCGUAUCUACGUAAUCCAACGACAGCAAAGCCGUCGCGUUGCAGCAGCAGCAGCAGAGAAAUAUGUGGAGCUGGCCAGCCUGCAGCCCCCGCGACAAAUAUCCUCGUACAGCAGCAGCAACAACAAUUACGAAAAGCUCCGGUACUUGCGGCCGGAUAAGCAGCAGCAUCGACAAUUGCGAAGCUCCCCUGCUGACUCUAUGACACGCGUGGUGCCCUCGACUUGACGCCUCUUCUUCCUGAUAUCGAGGACGCUGUGAAUCAAAUUUUGACAAAAAGAGAAUAGCUAUAUUUUCUAGUGUAUAGAAAAUCGAACGGACGAUCGGAACGAGCUCCGUUUUGAUUACGUUCGUACCACUUGACUCGAGAGUUCGUGUGCGUGAUUAUCGAAUUGUCAUCAUUGUGUUACGCUCUGUCUAGUAGAGCGCACGGCUCGAAAGAGUGUCCAAAAAAGUUUUUCGCGCGAUCGCGAAACAUCGUUGUUGCAUCAUAUAUAUACACACACAGGCCGGCGCAACAGCCAAGCGCACGUGCCCAUUGGUAUAUACAGCAUUUAUAUAUACAUUCCAUUAUAAUAUAUAUAUACACACACGAAAGUCUGCCAAAACCGUACGGGGAGAGAACGAGAGAGAGAGACGGAAUAAUCACAAUAAUAAUACAAGUGUAUCGUAGCGCGCUCGAAGAGAAUUCUACACAUCAUGGGACACAUACCGGACGAGAAGCAGAAGAACGGCAAAGCGCAGGCGGUGGUGGUGCGGCUCAGCCCCCCGUCGCCGCCGUUGAGCCUCGUCCCCGAGAACAAUAGGGAGAUCGUCGCCGCCGAUAUCUCGACGACGUCGUCGGUGGCGCCCGACGGUGGCUGGGGAUGGGUCGUCGUGUUCGCCUGCUUCAUGGUUCAUCUGCUGACCGACGGCGUGGUGUACUCGUACGGCUUCUUCCAGAAGGAGUACGUGCGUCAAUUCGAGGUGACGCAGCACGCGGCCUCGUGGGUCGCCUCGCUGCUCGUCGGCACGACCUUCUGCGCGGGUCCGCUCUCGAGCUACCUCAUCAAGAAGCUCGGCUGGACCGCGACGACGAUCGUGGGCACCCUGCUGGCUGCGGGCUGCCUCUUCGCCACGGCCUACGCCCGAUCGCUGGCGCUGGUCUACGUGACGGGUGGCGUGGGCACGGGUCUCGGCUUCGGCCUCAUCUAUCUCACGGCCAUCGACUCGGUCUCCAAGUACUUCGACAAGAAUCGCACCCUGGCCACGGGCAUCGGCGUGUGCGGCUCGGGCUUCGGCACGGUCGUCUACGGCCCGCUCAUCGGCUACCUGCUCGUCUGCUUCGGCGAUUAUCGCUGGGUCAUGCUCGUGCUCUCGGGCAUCAUACUCGUUUGCAUCGUGCUCGCCUUCGUGUUCAAGCCGCUCAAGCAGCUGCCACCUACUACUACUACCAACAACAAACCGUUACAGGAGGGAGAUGUUAAGAAGGAGGAUAAGAGCAAGCUCAAGCUCGCGCUGCUGCGCGAUCCCGUCCUGCUCAUCUACAUGUUCUCCAAUUUUUUCACCAACGUCGGCUACAACGUGCCCUACGUCUUCAUGGAGAAGCUCGCCGAGCAGCACGGCAUGAGCCAGGCGUCGACCCUCCUCAUCGUCAUCGGCGUGGCCAACGUCGUCGGCCGCGCCGGCAUCGGCUGGGGCGCCAACAAGCCCUGGGUCGAUCGACUCCUCGUCUACAACAGCUGCUUGCUCGUCUGCGGCAUCGCCACGGCGUUGAGCCCGUUCUGCGCCAACUUCCCGCUGAUGGCCAUCUACGCGGCGGUCUUCGGCUUCACCACGGGCGGCUUCGUCACCCUGACCUCCGUCUGCCUGGCUGAUCUCGUGGAGCGCGACCGUUUCACGGACUCGCUGGGCCUGGUGCUGGCCGCCCUGGGCGCGGGCUCGUUCGCCGGUCUGCCCUUCGCCGGCUUCCUCAUCGACCACUUCGUCGUGGCGGACGUCGCCUUCCACGUGGCCGGCGUCACUCUGGCCAUCAGCGGCUCCAUGCUCUACGUCAUACCCUGGCUGGUGCGUAGACGCAACGGCGGCAGCAGCAGCGAGGCCGAGAUCAAUACCGUUGUCUAGCGAGCGAUUUUUGCGUACGAUUCGCUCGUUUUAUGUUAUACGCUCUUUUAGGUAUUUUUUUGUUUUUAACGGCUUUCGAGCGUACGAAACACUCGAUCGGCGGCUAGAAAGCAUCGAUGUGAUUGGUGAUUUUUAGUCUUGUCGAAAGGCGUCGUUCAUUUCUUUCUGCAUUGAAGCGCUACUUUUUUACUUAUAUGAACCACUUGUCGUUUAUAAAAAAAAAAAAAGAAACAAGCCAAUUGCAACAACGACGAUGCAUAAAUGUAUAAGAUUUUAUAUGGCACAUAUUUGUCGAAAAGAAACAAGAUGUAGAGAGUUUGAAUAAACGAUUGAGUUAAUUUUUAACAAUAAAUAAACAAAUAACCA
This is a messenger RNA of Trichogramma pretiosum, 2705 nucleotides long. RefSeq names its product monocarboxylate transporter 13-like. Lineage: Eukaryota; Metazoa; Arthropoda; Insecta; Hymenoptera; Trichogrammatidae. Gene Ontology annotation, biological process: transmembrane transport; monocarboxylic acid transport. Gene Ontology annotation, molecular function: monocarboxylic acid transmembrane transporter activity. The transcript is spliced from 3 exons. The coding region runs from base 936 to 2339 and encodes 467 amino acids. The record is from RefSeq and is a predicted model, not a curated record.